Messenger RNA from Oncorhynchus keta (chum salmon), 2088 nucleotides. RefSeq names its product protein phosphatase 1E-like. The transcript is spliced from 7 exons. Gene Ontology annotation, biological process: negative regulation of protein kinase activity; protein dephosphorylation. The coding region runs from base 107 to 1963 and encodes 618 amino acids. Gene Ontology annotation, molecular function: cation binding; protein serine/threonine phosphatase activity. The record is from RefSeq and is a predicted model, not a curated record. NCBI's taxonomy places the organism in Eukaryota, Metazoa, Chordata, Actinopteri, Salmoniformes, Salmonidae.
GCGCGCGUUCCCAACCGGCGCGAGUGGGGAGCUGUCCAGCAAGCGAUUUGAAGUAGUCUUCUUGCCCGGCAAGUGCGGUCUCUUGUCUGUCCAGGAAUGAGAAGUGAUGGCCGGCUCUGCAACUGAGGAGAAAACCUUCCGAAGGUUCUUGGAGCUCUUCCUCCGAGAGAUGAGACCACCACUCCAGGAGAAUGACCCUGUCCCAAUGCGCCCUUUGUCUGACCUCACCUCGGAGGACGAAGUUGAAGGGGAAUGCCUCGAUAUGUGUCUUCAGCACUUGUGCAAAUAUAACUGCCCCUUCUCCCUGGCGGCUGCCCUGGCGCGGGCUACGGCAGACAGUGUUCUGCAGAGUGACCUCUCCAUCUACCACAUCCAGAAGACCGUCGAGGAUGGAGUAGACCCUUUCCCCCAGAUUGAGUCGGUGGCCUUUGCCCGGCUCAUCUUCAAUAAGUUGUGUGAAACAUGCUGCCUGUGGCUGAAAGACUUCCCUUACCGCCGCCGCCCUCAGCCCUACUACGAGACCUCCAUCCACGCCAUCAAAAACAUGCGCCGCAAGAUGGAGGACAAACACAUCGUCAUUCCCGACUUCAACACCCUCUUCAACAUACAGGACCAGGAGGAGCAGGCCUUCUUCGCCGUGUUCGAUGGCCAUGGGGGCGUGGACGCCGCCAUCUACGCCGCCAACCACCUUCACGUCAAUAUGGUGCACCAGGAGUGCUUCAGCCAAGAUCCGGGGGAGGCCCUGUGUCGCGCCUUCAGAGUCACCGAUGAACGCUUCAUCCGUAAAGCUAAGAUGGAGAACCUGCGCUGCGGCACCACGGGGGUGGUGACCUUUCUAAGGGGACGGACCCUGUAUGUGGCCUGGCUAGGGGACUCUCAGGUCAUGCUGGUCAAGAAAGGCCAGGCCGUGGAACUGAUGAAACCUCACAAGCCUGACCGAGAGGAUGAGAAGCAGCGUAUUGAGGCUCUGGGAGGCUGUGUCAUCUGGUUCGGCACGUGGAGGGUUAAUGGCAGCCUGUCCGUAUCCAGAGCCAUAGGUGACAAUGAGCACAAGCCCUACAUCUCUGGCGUUGCUGACCAACACAUCGUCCCAUUGGAUGGCACGGAGGACUACCUGAUCCUGGCCUGCGACGGCUUCUACGACACAGUCAGCCCCGAAGAGGCGGUGCGUGUGGUCAGCGACCACCUGACGGAGAACAGCGGCGACAGCACCAUGGUGGCCCACAAGCUGGUGGCCUCGGCCCGUGACGCCGGCUCUAGCGACAACAUCUCAGUCAUUGUGGUCUUCCUCAGAGACCUCCGCGCGCCCCCGCCAGGAGAGGAGGAUGAAGAGGGGGAGGAGGGAAAGGAUGAGGAAGUGGCGGAGGUGGAGGAAGAAGGUCAAGGGGAGAUGGGCUGCCAGGACGGGAGCACCACGGACGUUGGGGGGAAGGGUCAUUGUUUCCUGCAGCAGUGCUCGGCUCCAGCCGACCUGGGCUAUGAAGACCGCACAGACUCGUUGACAGACAGAACCAGCCUAGGCCUGCUGGGGCCCAUGCUGGGAGAGGAUGGUCGAAUCAGGCUCCCCCCUGCCUGCUCACACCCUACCCCCUCCUUAGCCCUCACCCAGAAUCUCAUGCCUACCGAGGGCCAUGGGGCGGCCUGGUUGCCCUGCCUAGAGGAGGGGCUCCAGGGCUCCAGGCACAAGUCCCAGCCUAAACCCUGUGUCCCCGCCUGCCAGGAACCCAGCUCAGACGGACAAUGGCCCCUGGCGGCCUCCCUGUUUGGCCACGCGGGGAGGCGCACCCGGAGGAUGGAGUGCGUGAGCCCCAGGUGGGGGUGGGUGUCCCGGCGUUGGGGCCGUGCCCCCAGGGAGCUCCCUGGCCUGCUGCACUCCACCUGUAGUGUGCCCUACCCCCAGCGCUGCCCCGAGAGGAGGCCCGGGGUGGCCCUUCCCCACCUGCCCCACGGCAGCAGAAUCUGAUGAUGUGACCUAAUCUUCACUAGCUCCUCGAUCUCCUGCCCCUUCCUCUAUCUGACUACAGUCAUUAUUUCAUUCAUCCAUCCAUCAUGAGUUCCCCAUCCAGGACACUGGCUCCACACCCAUAC